This is a messenger RNA of Lithohypha guttulata, 1686 nucleotides long. RefSeq lists its product as uncharacterized. The record is from RefSeq and is a predicted model, not a curated record. The transcript has 6 exons. Bases 1 to 1686 code for a protein of 561 amino acids. Gene Ontology annotation, biological process: transmembrane transport. Gene Ontology annotation, cellular component: plasma membrane. Gene Ontology annotation, molecular function: transmembrane transporter activity. Lineage: Eukaryota; Fungi; Ascomycota; Eurotiomycetes; Chaetothyriales; Trichomeriaceae.
AUGGAGAUCGAAAAGACAACGACUAGGCAUAUGGAAGAGCCUGUUCCUAAGGAUGAGGGCCUAGCACGACUCGAAACCCGAUAUACCGACAAUUAUCAUGGUGUCCAUCUGAAGACAGUCUUAGUAUACAUCGCGGUAUGUCUCAUAUACUUCGUACAACUCUUCAACGUGGUCGGCUCUGGUGCGUAUGCUCGAAACAUCGCUGCUGCUAUUGGUGGUGCUGGUGAAGCAGUAUGGCUUUCUCAAGCGAUUGUGAUUGUUACUGUCGUUCUUGGUCCGCCUGCCUCCCAAGCUGCAGACUAUUGGGGUAGAAAAGUGUUCCUCGUUAUCGCAUCCCUCUUCGGCUUCGUCGGUGCCCUCAUCCUCUCUCGAGCGACCUCUAUGAAUAUGGCAAUUGGCGGGCAGGUUAUCUCUAGCGUCAUGUAUGCUGGUCAACCCAUCAUCACGGCAGUGGCAUCUGAGAUCUUUCCGAGAAAAUUCAGACCGAUUGCUCAAGGUGGCCUCAACCUUGGAGGCGCCGCAGGUGCCAUUGUUGGUAUCUUAGCAGGGUCGGCUCUUACCAACAAUCAUCUUUAUGGUUGGCGAAAUUAUUGGUACAUCGUUGCUGCUUUACUUGGUGUGUCCACGAUGAUUAUUGGGAUUCUGUACAGGCCUCCACCACGACCGUUGCAGCAAACGUUGACUCUUCGAGAAAAGCUCGCGCGCCUGGACUGGAACGCCUAUAUACUGCUGGCUGUUGGUUUGACUCUCUUCACUAUCGGUCUUUCGUGGGGUGAGAAUCCAUAUCCCUGGUCAAAUGUACAUGUGCUUGCACCUCUGAUCGUUGGCGGUUGCUUCAUCAUUGCACUGAUCGUCCACCAAACCAUUAAGAAAGAUGGUUUAAUUCACCACGAUCUCUUCAAGAACGAUCGGAAUUUUGCGGUCGCACUGGGCUGCUUCUUCGCCGACGGAAUGAUCUUCUGGGCAGCCAACAACUACUUUGCUUUCGAGGUGUCAGUUCUCUACGAACACAGUCCCAUGUUAGUGGGUCUUCGCUUCUGUGUUGCGUUCUUUGCGGCUGUGGUAGCUUCUUGCUCAGUCAUCUUUAUUACCCUUUUCACCAAGUCGGUUCGGGAGCCGAUCGUUGUAUCAUUUGUUAUGUUUAUGAUCUUCUACGUCCUGAUGGCAACAGCCAAUCUGCGUAGUGCAAAUGCUAUGUGGGGAUAUCCUAUCUUUCUAGGCAUUGGCCUUGGCUGGAGCUUGACGUACCUCGUAACGGCAGCACAACUCAGUGCACCUCCUCAUAUGAUUGCGGUGACAAGUGGUAUCCUCUUGGCUAUUCGAUCUUUCGGCGGUUCUAUUGCUCUGGCUAUCUAUACCGCUAUUUUCAACUCCAGUAUCUCUACAAAGCUUGGCGCGGGUAUCGCAGCUGCUGUACUACCGUUGGGAUUACCUCCGCCUGAGCUCGAAAGAUUCAUUGGAGCCUUAGCUAGCAACAACCAAACUGCACUGAUCCAGAUUGAAGGCGCAACACCUCAAAUUAUCGGUGCUGGUGUACAUGCUUUACAGAUCGCUUAUCUGGCCAGCUUCAGAGGUGUUUGGAUUGCUGCUGCUGUCUUUGCUGGUGUCACAGUCAUAGCGUCCUGCUUCAUCGUGAACCCGAAAAAAGACCUCAACAAUCAUGUUGAUGCGCCGCUGGAGGACUAA